Messenger RNA from Triticum dicoccoides, 1936 nucleotides. RefSeq lists its product as uncharacterized. Lineage: Eukaryota; Viridiplantae; Streptophyta; Magnoliopsida; Poales; Poaceae. The transcript has 3 exons. The record is from RefSeq and is a predicted model, not a curated record. The coding region runs from base 202 to 744 and encodes 180 amino acids.
GUCACCCGAACCACUCCCUCGUUCUCCUCCCAUUCCUCCCACUCUCUUAUCCACACUACACAACAUCAGAUGCCAGCGUUGGGCAGGCGGGGACGGCGGCGAAGGCCUCCGGCGGUCGGAGCAGGUCGCCGGGCGUGAGGAUGGUGAGCGGCAUGGCUAGGCUCCAGCGAUCGCGGGCAUCUCCUCCACCGCAUCCCCACCAUGGACGGCCGGCCCCGAACUCCUUCGACGCCGCAUCCCUGCCAUGGACGGUCGGCCCCGAACUCCUUCGACGCCGCAGCUAUGGCGUCGUAUGCGAGGUCGGCGUGUGGGGUGGGGGGUCUCGGCGAGCUCCGCCGCCAUCUGCCACCGCCGCCGUCCCCGCCAACCCGCACGGCAGGAUCCCGAUCCCCGCUCUUAUUCCGCGUCUGUCGUCAAGGAGGAGCAGCGCCGGACGCUGGAAGGUCCAGUAGCCGGGGCUGCGGAGGAGCCGCGCCGGCCGCCGGGAGGUCCAGUAGUCGAGGCUGCGGAGGAGCCGCGCAGAGCGCCGGGAGGUCCAGACUAGAAGCCAUAGCCGCUGGGCAAAAAGAACCGGAGGGAGUACCUACAACCUUCCUUUCUUUCCUCAUUUAUUGUAUGACACAUCAUCAAGAAUUUUAUGUGGCAAAAUCUAACAACAAUUAUCUUACAACCAUUAGAGAUGCCUUAAAGGCAUCUCCAACAACUGUAAAUUUGGUGUUGGUAAAUUUCCCACCUAGGACAUAAUGAUGAUGUGGCAUGUAAUAAAUAUGGAGAGAGAGCAAAGUUGUAUGUAAAUAACCAAUAAUCUUUGCACAAGCUCCAAGAUGCAAUAGAGAACAAUCACAUUUAUUUUCUCAUCAUCUAUUGGAUUGCUUAGAUACAGCCUAUUGGAGUGGUUGUAUGAUAACUUAUUGGUUGAUGAUGUGAACAUUUUACCAACAAGACUAACAUACUAGAAGGUGUAUCGGUGCUAAAGAUGCCACAUAGACAAAAAAAAUGUGACACAGCAAUAAAAGAAGAGAGAGGGCAUUUAUAGUGACCCCAAAAGGAAACGAUACUAAACACGUGGACCUAUGCAAAAUGACUAUUAACUAAUGCAUUAAAAGAGGCCUUAAAAGGAAGUGGAUUUUUUGGCAUAAAAGGCAAUAAUACCUCCGUUUCAGUUUCCAAGUCCUACGCGUAUACCUAGAUUACCAAUUUUAUCAUCUUAUAUAACAUAAAAAUUAUACGGUUUGAAAAUAGAACAUCUGAAGUUUAUAUUGUUAUAUUUUUUGUAAUAUAUGACUUGUAUUAGGUUGGUCAAAUUGACGACCUAGGGGCAAGCGCAUGCCCUCUAACUGAGAGAGAGGUAGUACUAGAUUUUACUGGAUUUUAUUUUGACUUGUCCAGGCUGUGCAGCGUAUGUGCAAGAACGGCGAACCACAUUCAUUCCUGGGCGCGUGCACACAUGGGAACUGGACCGUGGUGCGUAGCAGCCGGACGGACGGACCGGAAAUGGGCAAGGCAGGCCGAUCUUAUCCAUUGGCCUAUCUCGGACAAGGAGAAAGGCAAAGAUGGAUGGGGGUAUGGUCGGGAUGUGACAGUCGGAUGGGCCCACGUUAUCCCCUCCUCUGGGCCUGGGGCCUGGCUUCCGUGGCGCGCAAUCGUACUGGUGCCGCGCUGGCCACAGCUAAUCUCAGUACAGUGGCCAGGACAAAAUUCCUGUUCUGACCUUUUCUACAAACUUAAUCACGAAUUGAUCUUGUUCUGAAAAGAUUUUUGUAUCUAACCUUUUUUGGUCACGCCAACAUCUUUGGCGUCUGGUUUGUAUAGCAGACGUCAGGAUGCAUGGCGUUUGGACCUGGCCCACACUUGCCUAGUUGGCGCUUAUGUGGCGACAUAGAGACGCCAUCCAUCUUGGCGUUUGGGGCAAACGCCAUAGCUCUUGGCGUUUGGU